This is a messenger RNA of Malurus melanocephalus (red-backed fairy wren), 2481 nucleotides long. It is a transcript of the gene MEP1B, whose product is annotated as meprin A subunit beta. Lineage: Eukaryota; Metazoa; Chordata; Aves; Passeriformes; Maluridae. Gene Ontology annotation, biological process: proteolysis. The record is from RefSeq and is a predicted model, not a curated record. The coding region runs from base 1 to 2481 and encodes 826 amino acids. Gene Ontology annotation, cellular component: membrane. The transcript has 15 exons. Gene Ontology annotation, molecular function: zinc ion binding; metalloendopeptidase activity; protein binding.
AUGGACCCUCCAUGGAACCUGUUCCUGUUGCUGCUGGGAUUACAGCAGCAGAAGCAAAGCAGGCAAUCACCAUCWCCAUUCCUGGGGAGUGGCACUGGUACCAAGUACCAACUCAGCAUUUCCAUCGGCAGGACUAAGAGAACCCAUAACAAUCAUCUCCAAGCAGCUGGAGAUGGCAGCGGGCAGAAUUCAAGGGCUGCUGAACUUCCAGAAGAAAUUUUGACGAAAGAGCUUUUUGACCUACCAUACUUCACUGAUUUGAGAACAGUUGACACCAUCAAUAUUGAAAUAGACGUAGAUGGAGGAGUUGAUCAGGACAUCUUYGACAUAAAUGAAGCUUUAGGACUAGACCUUUUUGAGGGAGACAUCAAACUUCAUGGGAUGCAGGAUAGAAACUCCAUCAUUGGUGACAACUAUCGGUGGCCCCAUGUUAUCCCUUAUGUCCUUGAAGACAGCCUGGAAAUGAAUGCUAAGGGACUUAUCCUCAAGGCAUUUGAACAGUAUCGAUUGAAAACCUGUAUUGACUUCAAACCUUGGGAAGGGGAGAAGAAUUACAUAUYUGUGUUCAAAGGAAGCGGCUGCUGGUCCUCUGUGGGAAACAUCCAGAUGGGGUUGCAGCAGCUCUCCAUUGGAACCAACUGUGACAGGAUUGGGACAAUCCAGCAUGAAUUCCUGCACGCYCUGGGAUUCUGGCAUGAGCAGUCACGGUCUGACCGGGAUGACUAUGUGACCAUCGUCUGGGACAGGAUUCAAUCUGGUAAAGAACAUAAUUUCAAUAAAUAUGAUGACAAAAGAUCAGACUUCCUGAAUGUACCCUAUGACUAUAAUUCUGUGAUGCACUACAGCAAGACUGCAUUCAGGAAUGGAACUGAGCCCACCAUCCUCACCAACAUCCCAGACUUCAUGGAUGUCAUAGGGCAGCGGAUGGAUUUCAGUGAGUACGACCUCGAGAAGCUGAACCGGCUCUACAACUGCACCUCCUCCCUAAGUUUCCUGGACACGUGCAGUUUUGAACUGGAAAAUGUAUGUGGCAUGGUUCAAAGCUCAGAUGAUAACAGUGACUGGCAGCGCUUGUCUCAGGUUCCUGCUGGGCCCGAUACUGAUCACACUAAUAUGGGAGAAUGCAAAGAUUCUGGCUACUUCAUGCAUUUCAACACCAGUGCUGGAAGAGAAGGAAGCACAGCUGUCCUGGAGAGCAGAAUUAUGUAUCCCAAAAGGGGCUUUCAGUGCUUAGAAUUCUAUUUAUACAACAGCGGUAACGAGAAUGACCGGCUGAAYGUCUGGGUCAGGGAGUACACAUCAGCUAAUCCAAAUGGUACUCUGAGACUCAUCCAAGAGAUAAAAGGCUCACCUGAGACUUACUGGCAGCUCCAUCACGUUUCUUUGAGCGUCACRAGUAAAUUCCGGGUUGUGUUUGAAGGCGUGAGAGGAAAUGGCUCAUCAAACGGAGGCCUCUCUAUUGAUGACAUCAACUUGUCAGAAACUCAGUGUCCCCACCACAUCUGGCACAUCAGAAGUUUCACUCAUCUCCUCAACACAAGUCCAGCAGGGAGAGAUGGGAUAAUAUACAGUCCACCUUUUUACUCUAGUAAAGGAUAUGCUUUUCAGAUCACCUUGUACAUAAAUGGCACCACUGAUAACCCAUUUAAUUUAGCAAUAUACUUGUCCUUGAUUUCUGGAGCCAAUGAUGAUCAUUUGCAAUGGCCCUGUCCAUGGCAACAAGGUACCAUGGUUCUGCUGGACCAGCACCCUGAUAUUCGUCGACGGAUGUCAAACCAAAGAAGUGUAACAACAGACCCUGAGAGAUUAUCAGGAUCAGAUUUUGCUUGGGAUAGGCCAGAUAUCGUGGGAACUGAAGCAACUUUUCCUAAUGGAACUAAAUACAUGAGGGGUCCAGGAUUUGGAACAAGCGCGUUUUUAACUCAUGAGAGACUCAGAAGCCGUGACUUUAUUAAAGAAGACAGUGUUUACAUUCUUUUAACAUUGGAAGAUAUUUCACAUCUCCUGUCAACUGAGCCGAGUACUCCACCCACUACAAGUGCCAGCACCACCAAACCUAGCCCUACUGCCACCAGCAAGCCCCCCACUGUCACUGGGACUGCCACCACAGACAGUGUCACCCAGCCUGAAGAUCCAGAGGUUCCAGCUUUCUGYCCAGACAACCCCUGUCACAAUGGUGGUGUCUGUGUUAUGGUGGACAGGGCACCAGUGUGCAGGUGUCCAGCAGGUGACAACUGGUGGUACAUGGGAGAAAAGUGUGAAAGGAAAGGCACAACUCGAGAAAAUACUGUAAUAGCUGUUUCUUCAACCAUAACUGUAUUUGUUGUAAUGCUUAUUGUCACCAUCACAACUGCAGUGUGCCUUAAAAAGAAAUACAGACAAGGAAAGGAGAAUAAGGACGGCCUGACUCUGGAAGAGACUUGUAUUUCAUCUAUUACUGCCUAUUCUACUAAAGAUCUCCCCUUAAAAUACCUGGAUUGA